Rhagoletis zephyria (snowberry fruit fly) is the source of this 866-nucleotide messenger RNA. RefSeq lists its product as uncharacterized. Gene Ontology annotation, molecular function: zinc ion binding. The record is from RefSeq and is a predicted model, not a curated record. NCBI's taxonomy places the organism in Eukaryota, Metazoa, Arthropoda, Insecta, Diptera, Tephritidae. Gene Ontology annotation, cellular component: nucleus.
UUACCCGUUGUCAUGGCAAUCACUCUUCAGUAUUAGAUAAAAAAGUCAGGAACAUUUUUUGGCAAAUUUAUUAUCAAAAUAAAUUAUAUUCUGUAAUCUAAUGCGCAACAAUGGAAUAUACGCUAAAUAAUGAAAUCGACUUUGAAGAAAUGCGAUGUUGUCGUGCAUGUCUGUCGGUCGCAUCACAAGAUGAACUUGCAGACUAUAUUGAUUUGUUGCAGUUAUACAGCUCCGAAAGCGAUACUCUUACAUUACUAGAGUUGUUCAAUAAAAGCACACAGCUUUAUAUUGGGGUAGAAGAUUUCCAUAUCGUAGGCUAUCCUCCUUGCCAUUAUAUAUGUGGUCGUUGUCGCCUUGAUCUUGUCCAAGCCUAUGAGUUUAUAACGCGAGCACAGUUGAAUCACCAAUUAUUAACACAGUCGAAGCAAGAGAUUAUUAAAGGAAAUGAAUAUGCAGAAGACCAUGAUCCCGAUGAAUUGGAAAAGGCGGAAGUUGAGGAGGAGUUUAUAGAAAAGGAUUUUGAACCUGUCGAAUAUGAACGAAACUCAAACAGCACUGGAAGUGUGUUGAAUGACGAUAAUAAUGGUUCAUACGAACCUUUACCAACUACACUCAUUAGUGUAGAGCGUAUUUUCUCUAACGAACCAAUUAUUUCAAAAAGUAACAUCAAUGUCUCAGAAGAGUCACCAGACGAUGAAGAAGCUAAAUCAAGUUCGUGUCUUAAAUUAUCUCAACGUGGAGCAGAGGAAAGGAAUACUGGCGAUGAGUCUAAGUCCUGUUUUGACUUCAAAUGCGAGUUUUGUACAUCGGUAUUCCAAUUCCAAAGAGAUUUACUUCAGCAUUAUGAAGUUGAACAUGGUACAUAG